AUGGGGGCGUCCCAGUCUUCCAGUGUGGGGAUCAAGGAGAAGUCCAUCCAUGAGUUCUCUGUCAAGGUACGGCGCGAGAAAUGCUUUUUCUUCUCCUCGUACUUGUUUUCCAUUUACUUUUUUAGAUCCGACCGUUCGAGUAGCAGGGUCAGCAACGUUUCAGUGAAACUUUUUGAUUAGCCAAAACACCUGGUGAUGUUGCGAAGGGCUUGCUUUGUUCUGGCUGAUACUACCGACGGAGUGGAUGAUUCGUUCCAUCUCUCAUUCUUUGUUGUGACGAUUAUGUAGUGUUGUUGUUGAGGAAGUGGUUGGAGGGGAUGAACUUCCACGAGGGGGGUGGAGGGGACGAGAGGAAAGGUCUUGGUCUCUUUCUGCUAUAUUUUUUGCUGUCCAAGAUGGUGGGGGAGCUCACACAAGUACUGUCUAAUUAUCGUGGCAAGAACGGAGGGGAAAGAAAGAGAAGAAGAAAGAAAGAAAGAAGGAAUUUGUUUCAUCUCGUACCGAAAGGCAUAGAUCCUCUGUUCUUUAAAAAUUCCUCUUAACCCUGACGUGAGGGCCCUUUUUUUAAUACAUCUUGUGAUUCACGAAGUCUGUUUUGUUACUUAUUACUGCAAACUGUAAUCAUCAGAAUAACCAUGGAAAUGAGGUCGAUCUCAGGAGCUACAAAGGGAAGGUUCUGCUCGUCGUAAAUGUUGCAUCAAAAUGGUACAGAUCAGUCAUGCCUUUGAUUGUCUUGUAUUCUUAUUAUCACACCUGCCUUCUCUGUUUUUGAAGCAAUAAUUUGACUUAUUUUCUGUUUUUUCUGAUAGAGAGAAAACUGAAAACCAUUACUUUUCCUCUGAAAGAUGGUUUUUUUAUUCUUUUUCUUCUAUGCUUUUUUGUUGAUGAUCAAACAGUGCGCUUACAAACAUCAACUACACCCAGUUGACAGAACUCUAUAACAAGUACAGGAGCAAAGGUUAGCUGUUCCUAUUUGUCUUUCUCUCAUUGCCUCCCCUCUCCAUUCUUAGAUUUUUAUUUCUUUCAAUUACUUGACAAGGACUUAUUUCUAUGCAACGCGUUGGUGUCAUUAGAGUAAACUGUGCGUCGAUUUUUGUUUGAAAAGGCUCCUGUUCUACUUACAUUUCUUGAAGAUUCUUGUGGAGGAUGAAUUAUAGACAUGAUGGGUUUCUUCCGCAUAUUUUGGGAUGGUUAAAUCAUUGGGCAGUUUGUUCAGCUUCUUCUUCAGACUAAUAUCUAUCUUAAUUUUUUUUGAAGCAUUGAGUAAAUGCUGAAUGCAUCCAAUAUCAGACGGUUAUGUACAAAAUUACAAGUAGAUGGAUAAAACUUAGCUCUCAUCCUCUGUCUUUGUCUCUUACUGGUUUUCGAUGUAUCUGCUUUUUUCGCCCCCUUUUAUUUUUCUCCAAACAUAAGCGUAUCAGAUGCACACCACACAGAUCUACACAUGAGCAUAACAAGCAUCUACUACAUAGGGAUAAAAGCAUGUCUAGAAUCCCGCACACGUCACCCUUUCUCUUCUUCUUCCGUAUCUCCUUAUCUCCAUCUCAAAUGCAACACAUAUACAACCUAAUACAGCCAAAUUCUACUCUCACGCUAUAAAUGUACAUAAGGGAAUGCUCAGAUAGACAAGCACUGACAUAGCAUAUCCACAGUGUCUCAAAACUGAACUGAUCGUCAGAUAGUCACUUUGGGACCUGGACUAUCCGGAGGUUGUGGAAUUCUCAUUGUGAUAAUGUGCAAUUAUGGCUAAUGCUUCUCAAUUCUGCUACCACAUAAUGAAGAAUAAUGUUUUGAUCUGUAUUGUUGCUUCUAUUGAAGGAAUUAUAACGCAUAGAUUAAUAUUAACUGGACGGCUAUAAAUUUUUUCCUUCAGAUGUUUAGUUUGUCUUUGAAUAUUUAAAGGAGUGGAGGUGAUUUCGUGGCAGGAACCUUAAUUUCAGAGGUGGGAGGGGUAGGGAACAGUGCAAGUUCUGAUUUUGGUCCGAAUGCAAUAUUUCUUGUUCUCUAUCCUAGCAAAAAUUUUAGGUCUGUGCUAACAUUUUCCAUUUCAGAGAUUGUAUUUUCUUCAUUAUAGUAGUUUUUUUUUUCUCGAAAAGAUAAGCUAUCCCUUGAAAUAUUUUCUAUGCAAACAGAUCAAAUUUUUACUUCUAAAAUUGAGCAUCUUUACUUCAAGUUUUUUGGUCCUUAUCUCUCACUCACUGUGGAAUAUGUCGUUAUUCUCUUUUAUGUCUAACUUAUGCCGCAUGGAAAAAGUAGGAUUUUACCAAUCAAGUUUUCCCAAACGAUUCCACACUGCUUGGAAUUUAGUAAUAGUUUUAUUUGGCAAGGCAUAAUUUUAAUGUACUCUUCUUUCCUUUUAUCUUUAUUUGUUUUGUCUCGUUGGGUGUGUACACAGAUUUCGAAAUUUUGGCCUUCCCAUGUAACCAAUUCAUGAAUCAAGAACCUGGAACAAGCCAACAGGCAGAAAGUUUUGCAUGUGAGAGAUUUAAAGCUGAGUAUCCUAUAUUUCAAAAGGUAAAGUUGCUCUCAGUUUCUUUCCCUGGUUUGAUGGUGGUUGAAAAUGUAGAAUUGCUUAGAAAAACCUCAUCAAAAGAUUAUUAAAGAAAAAUGUGACUUUAGCAUCCUCAAAAUUCAUUACUUCCUCAAAAUUCUGUUAACCAGUUUUCCAGGUUACUAGGCACAUGCUUCUUAUGAAGUCCAAUAACACAUUGAUCACAUCAAGGCUUCCCUCUCGUUUGAUAUUUUCAUUCUGAAUCUGUAUAUCAUUGUGACGUUACAGUGUUCUGAUUAUUCUGUUUAGUGGAUGGCAAGAAACGAAAACCGAAAGUAUAUUUAAGACUUUUUUAAACUCUUCCAGAUGGGAAUCCUACCUACAGUAUUGUUAUAUUUGUAGCUUUGUUUGCUCCAAUGUUUCAACCACUUUCCCUUUAAUCUCAUUUGCAAUUGAUUGAACAUGUUGACAUGUGCAAACAUGAGACUGCAGUAAAACAUUCAUUUUAGGUAUGCCAUUAAUGGAAGAAGCUAGAAUUUUGACGGUUUCGUAAUUUUAAUAGUGCAGGCAAGAAAAUAUUUUCUCUUCCUACCGUCUAUUCUCAUUGAACUUCUAGGUGGGCAUUCUCUUAUUCAAAGGUACCUAGGUUUUGCAUCAGAAAUUUUUUGUUGGAUAGAAUUCGCCAAAGAGCUUUUUCGUAUAUUUUUGUUGCUUAGGAAGGCCUCAUUGUUUAGAAUUGACCAUAGCUCGGGGUCAAGUGUUUGCUUAUACCUGCAUGAAACCCACUUAGUGAUAUAUAAUGAAUUCAUGAAAACCUCAAUGAUAUAUGUCGUUUGGUAUGAAUUUGGAGUUUAACAUACCCCAAAUUUCUGAAUUUUGAGUUUUGCUUAUAUGUGCAUGAAACCCACCUAGUUAAUUUGCUGUUUCUUUCACUUUGACAGAGUUUUUUGGCAUUAAGCCACUGAUUGAUAUCAUGCUACCUCCCUCUUAAUCAUUGAUAUCUCGAGGUUUAUCCUUUUCUUAUUGCUCGAGUACUUUGAUAUUUUUAUCCUUUUAUGUAUCUUUUUAUAUCGUGGAACGUAUCCAUUGUCGGUUGAAGUUGUUGAAACAAAAUAUUUCUAUUUUAAAAAUUUAAGCUUUCUUCUUUUGGCGUCAAAAUGAUGACAAGAAGAUCAGAGUUUUAAUUGUUCUGAACGCAGAAAUGAUUACUUUGUAACAUGUUGUACAAUAUAGCACCUGCACAUCACCACUAUCAACUAGUGAACGAAUAACGCAAAAAGGAGUGGGGGGGAACAUCAUUGCACUAGAAAGGAAAAUAUUUCCAUGCGAGGCAGUGUGACCAGUUGAUGCUUCCUGCUCACCGCAUCUGCCCCUCUUUUCUUCCUUUGUAUAUGUAUGUGAAACAGUCAAACAUAGUGAUUUAGAGACUGCGGCCAGAAUGUAACAUGUGAAUUCUUCGUCAGCUGUUGAUAGUUCAGUCUGUCUGCGUCUUACUCCUUUUUUCUCCUCUUCCUUUUCUCAUCUCAAGGAGAAAAAACCUUGAAGGUCUCCCAUAUUUGAUUUUAUUAGCCCUUCUUGCGUUCAAAAAUGCGAAAUCCGACAUCAAAAAAUUAUCCUGCCUAUUGUGUCUGCGGUGGCUAUGGUUUCUGAUAUGGGAGCCAGCGUGCUGUAAGGUGGCCAUACUUCUUUGGCCGCUUCCCUCUGUACAAUAAAUUCCCUAUUUGUCACGUGUGUAGAAGCAUGGAGUGGACAAUUCACCUGAUUCAUCUCUUGUAGCAUUUGGAUUGCUAACUUUCUUGCUCUUCAUCCUUUGGUAACCCUUGAAUAAUCUUGUAUUUUCUGGUUCACUCCAUAUGCAUAUGCAACAGAAGAAAUUGUCGCACUCCCAAAGUUGUCUGCAGUUAUUAUUAUAUCUGAACUAAUAAUUAGUUUUCUCUUCUAAAUCGUGUUCAUAUGCUAUUUAUAUUCUUGCAGUACAACCCAUCAGAUUUCGGGCAAGCUCUUCCACAAUGAUUAAACAAUGACUCUAGCUAGUUUUCUGUCUUUUACAGGUUCGAGUGAAUGGUCCGGAGACAGCACCAGUCUACAGAUUUCUCAAAGCAAGCAAGACUGGUUUUAUGGGAUCUAGGAUCAAGUGGAACUUCACCAAGUUCCUGGUUGACAAGGAUGGCAUUGUCAUCCGUCGUUAUGGUCCAAGAACUGAACCCUCGUCCAUAGAGGUCAGAACCACACCCCAUUAUAGUUCUUAUGUAUGAUGAACUACCUAAACAUUGGGCUAGUCUGAUUAUAUAUAUCUAUUUAUUUCAUUCUCUGAGUUGUUUGUUCCCCUAUCACUUCCUUAAUGACCCUUUGUUGUAAACUUCAGAAAGACAUUCAGAAGGCCUUGGGGGAGACCUAG
Spirodela intermedia is the source of this 4889-nucleotide messenger RNA. Lineage: Eukaryota; Viridiplantae; Streptophyta; Magnoliopsida; Alismatales; Araceae. The record is from the annotation of a GenBank genome assembly.